This is a messenger RNA of Lucilia sericata (common green bottle fly), 3095 nucleotides long. RefSeq names its product rab3 GTPase-activating protein catalytic subunit (gene Rab3GAP1). Gene Ontology annotation, biological process: positive regulation of GTPase activity. The record is from RefSeq and is a predicted model, not a curated record. Lineage: Eukaryota; Metazoa; Arthropoda; Insecta; Diptera; Calliphoridae. The transcript has 6 exons. Bases 85 to 2946 code for a protein of 953 amino acids. Gene Ontology annotation, molecular function: GTPase activator activity.
ACAUAUGACGGGUAAUAAUAAAAAAUAAACAUAAUUUUUUUAUUUUUGUUCGCAAAGUGUAAUUUUUGUGUUUGUGUUUUAAUAAUGGCCGAGGAAAUUGAUGAUAAUGGCUUUUAUCGCGAAGAUUUUAGUGCUGAAUCCGAUUGGGAAAUAUUCAAUGCCCAAUUGUGUGAGCUAUUCCAAAAAUGGGAGUUGUCAAACAGUGACUGGGGACGCAAAUUUCAGCCAAAUGAAUUGUUUCAAUGCAAUUGGAAAAUUGACGAGGAACUGUUGGAUGUAAAGGGUAACCAUGUGGCAGUGGCUUAUUAUCGAGCCGAUUUGAAGCCAUUAGAAAGAGGAAAAACUAAGGGAAUGAUUAGUGGCACCACAGUUAGUGAGACACCCAUGCAUGAAGACUUACUGUCGCUAAAUAAUACUUUCGGUCCGGCGGUUUUGGAUGAAAAGACCAGACACAUACACUGGUUGGCGAGAUUUUAUGGUCUCAGACGUUUUGUGGUUUUAAAUCCACAUAGUGAGCAAAAUAGUUUUAUUACCAAACGUUCCGAAUUUAGUUUUUACUUCAGUGCCCUGUCAGUAGUGGCAGGAGAAAUUUGUGCCGCUGUACCCAUGUUUGUGCAAAUCUAUGAUCAAAAAUGGAAUUUCUUUUUGGGUCUAGGCAUAACCUCUUAUAUGCGCACUAAUUUUGAUUUGGUGGCCUUGGAACAACCACCACAGGAUUAUUGCUAUUUAUCGGGUUUGCUAGCAAUGUUUAAAGAAAAAUUGCCCAAACAUUGCAAACAGCCAGCUUUGGUAUCGGUACGUACAACGUAUGCAUUGGAUACGGUGAAAAUACGUGUACCCAUGUAUGUGCCAUUUGGCAUGACUCCCCUAGUAGAUGAGGAUCGUUCGGUUAUUAGUCUAUCCUAUUUUACGGCUUUGCCUCAUGGCUAUUUCCCCGACUCCCACACAAAAAUAUUUGCCAUUUUCACCUGGCCUGAGUUGACUGACAAUAUGGUUAUUGAUUCUGCCAUUCAAACACAAUUUGUACCAACUAAGGCACCUGGAGGUGCCAUACAUCAAGUGGUAAAUGCCAACUCGUACUUGACUUCAUGCAUUAAACAUUUUCACAAUUUAAUAACCGCUAAGAAUAUGCUGGAAUCCUAUGUGGGCCGUAACUUUACGGGAACAUUGUCUCCCUCCGAGUUAGCCAAUCCUUUGGAGCAAUUAACCAAGCCGCAUUUGGGCAAAUUCCAGGCCUAUCGUCAAAUGAAACGUAGCGAUGAAAGUGGUCAACAGUCACCGGCUUUAAAAAAACUACCCGGUCCUAUGCAUGAACAUGAACUCAAUCAAAUGUUGUACUAUUUAUUUCCCGAUUUACAUCCCGAUGUGGCUUUGUUUCCCUACGAAACCAGUGAUUUGUUUAAGGAUCCUCAUCGCAUUAAAUCGGCGGUGGCAGAUUCAUUGGUUCAUCGUUUGAGUUGCUUACUAGCCACCUGUAAUGCUCAUUUUGGUGGUAAAAGUGGUUUGGCUCAAUUAUGGGCUACUUUUACCCGAGAAUUACGUUUACUUUGGGAUUGUUGUAUUAUCAUACCGGGGGUGGCUAGUGGAUUUCCCGAUACCAGAACUUGUCUUUUACAUCAGAAAUUGCAAAUGUUGAAUGUCUGCAUAGAGCGUAGAUUGCAGCGCGAACAGGGCGUUAGCAAAGUGUCAAAGCCUCAAUGGUCUGACACCUCAGUUUAUGAUAGCGAUAAGGAGGAGAAAGAAGACGAUAAUGAUACUGAGGAAGAAUUUUACGAUUGUGAUGAAGAUGAAGCCAAUCGUUCACUAUCACCGGUUAAAGGUGUUGAGGCUACGAAACCAGAAGGACGUCUAAAACGUUUGCGUGACUUAAAAUUAUUAGAUUCUGAAGAAUAUUUAUAUGUGCCCAUUACCCAAGAGCCCGUACCCAAGACUGAAGAUCAAUUGCAAGAUGAUGCCGAUGUUAUGUUAAAGUUGGGAACCUCUUCGGAUCAUGUUACUGCCAUGAUGUGCUCUACUUUACAAUCGGAUGCUGAAGCUUUUAAGGCUGCUAAUUUAAAUGCUUGUUUUGAAGACUUUAUUCGUUGGUAUAGUCCCAACGAUUGGGAGGAGUAUUUAGAUGAUCAGGGUGAUAAACAGCAUAGGUUAAGUGCUCGCAUGAGAGCUGAGGGUAAUACUUGGCAAACGGUGUGGGAGGAGGCAAAACCAGUACCGGUAUCGAGACAAAAACGUUUAUUCGAUGAUACCAAUGAAGCUUACAAGGUCCUAAACUAUUUGGAAACUCGUAAUAUUGGUGAAAUUUAUGGUCUCACCAUAGUGCCCCUACUGCACAGCACUAUACUGAAAUUAAAGAAUAUUUUCACCAAUUCCCAUGUCUUGGAACUAUUUGCCGAAUCCCUAGAUGACAUUUUAGCUGAACUCAGUCGUUUCUCACGCGACAUAGAAGUCGUGGCCGGAUCACCCUCCUCCACUUCCUCAACUACUUCUAAUAAUGAAACUAAUUACGUUUUACAAUUGCCCAAUCCUGCAGGCAUAACCAAAAAGAUAGAACAAUUGGAAAUGCAAUACUAUCAAUAUGAAUGCUUUAAACAAAUGCCGCAAUUACGGAACAUGGAUGUUAAGCAAAUACAAAAGAAAUUUAUGGAAAUAUUAAAAAAUCAAGGAAGUUGUACUAUAACACCCAGACACUUUAAAGAAGGUGAAGUUAUCGAUAAGACAGCCGAGGUAGAAGAAUGUUUAAUGUCUUCGUUUAAGCAUGACAUGCAAGAGAGACUUUUAAGCAAGGAUUAUGUUAUACGCAUAGGAGAGGGCUUAACGAAAACCAAUGAAACAGAGAGAGAUAAUGAGAAUGCUAAAACAGUAAUGCCGCAAUUCUUGAGAGCUGUUGUAACGGGAGAAAAGUUGCGUUUGUGUGGAGCUUUUACAGAAAACACCACAUUUUUGGAUUAAGGAUCGAGGCAAAAUAUUAUAUUUAUACAGCAUUUAAUGCAUAUUAAGGGUUUUGGUGUGAUUUCAUAUUUAUUAACUAAACUAAAUAAUCUCUCUAUUAAAUUAUUAUAAUCAAAAAAAAAAAAAAAAAAAAAAAAAAAAAAAAAAUA